AUGAAACUCUACAUCCAUGAUGAAAUCUCGGAAGAUACCAGAGUCAUUAUCUAUGAUUCUGCAGCCUCCGAUUUUAAUGCUCUUAUCAACUUGAUUCAAGAAGAGUUUGGUUUGAAAAACAAGGGUAAAAAGGUGGAACAAAUACGUGAUGAAAGGAAUAAAACAAUCACAAAGAAGGAACAAUUAAAGGAAAAGAUGGAUCUUUACAUUCAAAUCUCUGAGCAACAAAAACAACAACCACAAACAGAGAAGGCAAUAGAAAAGCCUAAUACCAUUGCUACCAGUAGUAGCAUCAAUGCUAAUAGUAAUAAUAGCACAAAGCCUUCAGAAGUUCCAUCUGCUACUAUGCAAAAAGAGUUGAAUGCUCUUGCUGAUAGUGCUGUUAAACAUUUUCAGGCUAGAGAAUAUAGAAAAGCUGUAAAGGCUUACAAAUUAUUACAAGCAUCAAAUGUUGAUUCCAUGGGAUGUAUGUCAAAUAUUGCCACCGUUUACAUUGCAGCUUCAAAGUUUGAUAGAGCUCUCAAAUACCUAUUGAAAUGUCUUGAAAUGGACAAGUAUAAUCAGAAUAUUUACAAAUUACUUGGAAAGUGUUAUUUUGGAUUGAAGAAUUACAAAGAGUCUCUUCAAAACUUUUAUCAUCAAGUGACAAUCUUGGAGAAAUAUCAAAAGGAGAUUAAGGACGAAAGUAAAUUGAAGGAUAUCACUGAAUUGAUUCAAGAUGGAUAUGUGGAUAUGGCCAAGUGUUUAACACUUAUAGGUGAGAAACAACAAGGUUUUUCCUUUAUUGCCAGUGUUUUAAAGAAAAACGAUGCUCAUAAGGUUGCUUUAUUGGAAUACGCCAAAUAUGUAUUGUAUGAGACAAAGGAUGCUUCAGAUAGUAUUACGGCAACUUUGAGAAUUCUUGUUGCUGAUCAAAAUAAUGUUGAUGCAAAGGAUAUUUUGUCUGAAAUUGUUGAAACCUUUGGUGUUGAACCUCUCCUAAACCAUAUUUCUCAAGGUUCUGAAAAGUUAGAUACUUCUGCUGCUCCUGGUCUUGCUUGGAUGGCUCUCAUUUUGAAAGAACAUUCUUGUAUUAAUGAGGCUGUAGUACUCUACAAAACAGCUUUAAAGUUGGCUCCAAGUAACUUUGCUUAUUUGCUUAAUUUGGUUCACACUUUAGAAAUUGAUGUAAGAUUCAAGGAUGCACUCUGUGAAAUCAAAGAAUUCUGUAAGAAUAACCCAACAGUUGCAAGUGGAACAUUCACCACAAAAGUUUUACUUGAGGUUAGUAAUUUUGCAUUUAGUUUUCUAACAUAG
Molecule: messenger RNA, 1296 nt
Organism: Naegleria gruberi
Lineage: Eukaryota; Heterolobosea; Eutetramitea; Acrasida; Naegleriidae
Exons: 2
Coding region: 1-1296 (431 amino acids)
Molecular function (GO): protein binding
Source: RefSeq, a predicted model, not a curated record